CUAACUUCAAUCGGUGAUAGCUCGUGUGAUUUUUUAUCGUGAGCUUCACAUCAAAGCUUCUUUUUGCUCCGAAGUUAUCCGUACGUACAGACAAGACAGUAAGGUACUUCUAAAAUCGAACCAUCAAAACAGUUACUUGGUUUUGGUUUUCUCUUCAAUCUUCUCUUCUCUUCUCUUAAUUAAAUAAUUCAAUUCGAGUUCAAAAUCUAAAGUUGAAUAACAUCAAAUACAUCACAAGACAAUAGCCAUCGAAAAGGAAAGCAAAUCAAAAUGGCACCACCAGCACGAGCCCUUUUCUCGUAUGUUUAUCUCUUGAUUCAUUCAUUCUUCUUCACCUCAUGUACUCGAUCUAUAACCUCACAAACUCCUCAAAUGCUAUAACUAUAAAAAUACCAUGCUAACUUCACAUCCACAGCCGUCAAAGAUUAAUCCUCGGUACUCUACUCGGUGGCGGAGCUCUCUUCGUCAGUAUGAAAUGGAAAGCAGUAAUGGAAAGAAGUGAAGCCGCAAAGAUCGCAGGAUCCCCACGAAACUUCGCAGUGGCUGCUGGAAGAAGUGGUAAGUCUAAUCAUCUUGAUUCUAUCAUUCCUUACUUGCUAACUAACUGGCGGUGAAGGUGGCGGUAUUUGAACAUCAAGAUGAAAUUCGAUUGAUGCUGGUCAAAGUUAUAAAUUGGGUUGACGUUGGUAUACGUGGGAUGAAUGGAUACGGCAUGGCAUCACAAUUAUGAUGGAUGAUGGAUGAUGAGCAUACAUAUACAAAUUGGCUGCAUACACAAAUGCAAUGAAUUAAAUUUACGAUAAGUCAGAGAAGACAUGAUAUGAUU
Messenger RNA from Sclerotinia trifoliorum, 826 nucleotides. NCBI's taxonomy places the organism in Eukaryota, Fungi, Ascomycota, Leotiomycetes, Helotiales, Sclerotiniaceae. The record is from the annotation of a GenBank genome assembly.